UCGAUUGCAACGUUAUUUCCUGUAAUGAUGAUGUGAGAUGAGAUGGUGCGUGUGUGGUUGUAUUUGGAAACGAUUAAACUUGUGUUUAUCUCGAGUGGUCAAAGGGGCAUGAAAUAGGGAGAAAUGCGGGACAGGCUUGUUGAAUUGGGAGGUGUUGCCACCAAAGUCGUACAAGAGGAAGACCGAGUGGAUAAAGGUGAAGACGUGGACAAUGGUGUACUUGAACAGCACGUGGUGGUGUUUGAGGGCGAAGAUGUCAUGGAUUACAUCUUCAGAGAAGCCCAAUCUAUCCAGAAAGAAAUCGCUCAUCUCAGGAUUGAGGUAAAGAGACUGGGCAAACAAAACACUCGCUUUCUCACCUCCGUCAGACGCAUCAGCAGCAUCAAACGUGACUCUAACACGAUUGCAAAGAGCAUCAAAACAAAAGGGGAGAACCUGUAUGCUCGCAUACAGAAGAUGGAUGCACUUUGUAAAGAGUUGGAGGAGAAAAAUGGACCGCAAUCGGCUUUGGUCCGUAUGAUACGCUGCCAGUUUGUCUCAAUAACGGGCUCGUUUCACGAGGCUAUGAACGAAUACAACAAGGCCGAAAUGGCGCAGAGGGACAACUGCAAGACUCGUAUCCAAAGGCAAGCGGAAAUCAUGGGUAAAGAGGUGACUGGAGAUCAAAUUGAAGAAAUGAUUGAGACUGGCAAGUGGAAUGUCUUCGCAGGCGACUUGCUCACGGACGGGCGAACCGCUCGCUCAGCGCUCAAUGAGAUCGAGAAUCGCCACAAGGAGCUUCUGGAGUUGGAGAGUCGCAUCCGAGACAUCCAUGAUCUGUUUUUCCAGUUGGCUUUGCUGGUGGAGGAGCAGGGGCCCAUGGUGGACAACAUUGAGGCUAAUGUGUGUGCCACCGAGGACUAUGUGGCCAAAGCGACUACGCAAAUAAAGAAGGCUGUGAUAUACAAGAAGAAAAAUCCUUGUCGUCAGCUGUUCUGUUGCUGUUUUCCAUGUUGCAAUAAGUGAUUUCAGUGUUCAUGUUGAGCUUUUUAAUUUCGCAUUCGUUUACAAAAGCCAUAGCAUAUUAAUUAAAUGAGAAACAACCUUGUGCAAUUUACCUUCAUGCGUGUGAAGCAUCAUUCUUGUAUUAAAGGGAUAGGUUACCCAAAAAUGAACAUUCUGCCAUUAUUUACUCCCUCAUGGAGCACAAAAGAAGAUUUUAGGCACAAUGUUAGCAUCGUCACCAUUCACUUCUAUUGCAUUUCAUUCCAUACAAUAAAAGUAAAUGGUGACUGAGGCUAAGAUUUAGUCUAAAAUCUCUAUUAGUGCUCCAUGGGAGGUUUGGGUCAACAUGCGAUAGAAUAUUGGUUUUUGUGCAAACUGUAUCUUUUAUGUUAAUCUGUAUUCUCAUUUGCUAUAAAGAGGACAUUCAUAACCCAUGGUGCCCUGUGCUCGAUGGGUGUCACUGAAAAGUUUUGUGUCUUAACCACAGAAGCUGCAAUGCAAAUGAGUCAAAGUGAUACUGCAAUCUUGUUAAUGUUUUUUUUUUUAUUGCGAGUGUCAGAACAUUUAGUUGAUGUGUAAAAGCCAUUGCAAUGGACACCAUAAGAGAAAAGUGUUUUACAUUGCCCAUGUACAGUCCUCGGGCAAGCAUUAUACAGAAUUUAUGGUUUUAUUGUCUAUUUUAAAGUGCUUAUGAGAA
This is a messenger RNA of Xyrauchen texanus (razorback sucker), 1681 nucleotides long. It is a transcript of the gene stx11a, whose product is annotated as syntaxin 11a. The record is from RefSeq and is a predicted model, not a curated record. Lineage: Eukaryota; Metazoa; Chordata; Actinopteri; Cypriniformes; Catostomidae. Gene Ontology annotation, molecular function: SNARE binding; SNAP receptor activity. Gene Ontology annotation, cellular component: endomembrane system; synaptic vesicle; SNARE complex. The transcript is spliced from 2 exons. Bases 124 to 1005 code for a protein of 293 amino acids. Gene Ontology annotation, biological process: intracellular protein transport; exocytosis; synaptic vesicle fusion to presynaptic active zone membrane.